Molecule: messenger RNA, 1200 nt
Organism: Drosophila bipectinata
Lineage: Eukaryota; Metazoa; Arthropoda; Insecta; Diptera; Drosophilidae
Product: lipase 3
Molecular function (GO): hydrolase activity, acting on ester bonds
Source: RefSeq, a predicted model, not a curated record
AUGCAAUCGGGUCAAGGAGGGGAGCGGGAGGCUAACAAGCCUUGCCAACUAAAAUUAGUCGAUCGUAUCAAAUACGGCACACGAUUUAAUUCCUGUGUUCAGUGGGAGCUGAUCAAGCAACGGGAAUAUGAUUAUCCUGCGGAAACACACAAGAUCCUGGCCAAGGAUGGCUUUGUGCUGACAGCUCACCGUAUUCCCAAGCAGGGUGGACAACCUGUUUUGAUGGUCCAUGGGCUUUUCGACAGUUCAAUAGCUUAUGUGGUUCUAGGCCCUAAGAAAUCCUUGGCAUUUCUGCUCAACGAUCUUGGCUAUGAUGUUUGGUUGCUUAACACCCGUGGAAAUCGGUAUUCCCGAAAGCACAAAAGAUUCCAUCGAUAUCAGCCACAGUUUUGGGACUUUUCUUUCCACGAACUGGGCAUAUAUGAUCUUCCUGCUGCCAUUGAUUAUAUCCUGGACAGGAGUAAGGGAUAUCAGCAAGUCCACUAUGUCGGACACUCGCAGGGCACAACCGCGUUCUUUGUUAUGGGAAGUGAGAGACGCAGUUAUAUGAAAAAAGUGAAGCUUAUGACGGCCUUGGCUCCUGUGGCCUAUUUUGACUUUAUUGAGAACCCGAUUGCUUUGACUUUUGCAAAGUACGUCCCAACCUUGGCACUUCUGGCCAAAACCUUUGGAAUUCACGAAUUUCCGCCGGAAAACGAAGUGUGGCGAAGGCUCAUUUAUCAACUAUGCAGCUUUGCUUUUCGAAAUACAUGCACUUAUUUUCUUUUUGAAUUAAUGGGGGUAGACUAUCAGCAGUACAACUCAAGUCUUACUCCACUUUUUCUGGGACACACUCCCGCAGGAUCUUCGACAAAGUCUGUAGAGCACUAUGCCCAACAGAUACACAGUGGAGGCUUCUACAAAUUCAAUUAUCAUAAUGUUUGGGAGAACCGACGACGACACGGAUCGGAUCUUCCGACACAAUACAAUGUGGCUUCCAUCGACUGUAAGGUAGCUCUGUAUUAUGGAAAAAAUGAUCGAUUUACGUCAGUCAAAGAUGUUCAACGACUACGAGAUGCUCUACCCAACGUGGUGCAUGAGAAUCUUCUUAAAAGCGAAAGGUACAAUCACAUUAAUUUUAUUUAUGGAAACGAUGUUAAAACUGUGCUCUAUGAUGAUGUGAUAGAGGUGAUGCGAAAAGUUGACAGUGGGGAGUUGUAG